CGGUAGCCUGUUACAAAGUCUGAAGUCUAACAGUUAAGGGCAAAAACAUUUCUCAAGAAGUUGAAAAAAGAAGCCGGCGAUGGCGUUGGCGGGUCUUUACAGAAGAACUCUUCCCUCUCCUCCUGCAAUCGAGUUCGCUUCUGCAGAGGGCAAGCAACUGUUCACGGAAGGUAUUGCUGGAGGGACGAUGGAAGGCUUUUUCAAACUUAUAUCAUACUACCAAACGCAAUCGGAGCCUGCGUUUUGCGGACUCGCCACUCUCGCCAUGGUCUUAAACGCCCUCGCUAUCGAUCCUGGAAGAACCUGGAAAGGGCCUUGGAGAUGGUUCGAUGAUUCAAUGUUAGAUUGCUGCGAGCCUCUGGAGAAAAUCAAAGAACAAGGCAUCACUUUUGGUAAAGUUGCUUGCUUGGCUGUUUGCAACGGUGCUCAUGUUGAAACUUUGAGGACCGACCAAUCUAGCUUGGACGAUUUUCGGCAACGCGUAAUUUCGUGUACUUCCUCCGAGGAUUGCCAUUUGAUCGUCUCAUACCACAGAGGAGUUUUCGAGCAGACAGGAAGUGGUCAUUUUUCGCCAAUUGGGGGUUACCAUGCUGGAAAGGAUAUGGUUCUGAUUUUGGACGUUGCUAGAUUUAAAUACCCUCCUCAUUGGGUUCCUCUUUCCCUUCUUUGGCAGGCUAUGAACACUGUCGACAAGGCAACCGGACAUCGUAGAGGGUUCUUGGUUAUUUCAAAGCUUCAUAAAGCGGCAUCCGUGCUUUAUACUGUGAGCUGUAGACACAAGGAUUGGAACUUUGUUGCAAAGUACUUGACAGAAGAUGUUCCCCUUCUCUUCACUUCUGGGUAUCUAAAAGAUGUUGAUGAUGUGUUAUGCAUUGUAUUCAAAUCAGCACCUCCUAAUUUGCGGGAAUUCAUCAAGUGGGUGGCAGAGGUUCGGAGACAGGAUGAUGGCAGUAGUAUGUUAGGUGAAGAGGAGAAACGAAGGCUUGCACUCAAGGAAGAAGUAUUGAAACAAAUACGAGAGACUGAACUAUUCAGACAUGUGACGAGAUAUUUGGCAUUUGAGAGCUCGUUGUGCUACAACGUGGCAUCUUUGGGUUAUGAAGAUAGGUUAGCUGACAUUGCUGCAAAUGUAUGUUGUCAAGGAGCAGAACUUCUAAUGGGGAAAAUCAGGUCAUCAAAUGGAUUAUGCUGUAAAGCAACAAACGUAAAACUUAUAAAAACUGACAGUAAGGAGCCUGUCACAAUGGUUUCAGGCACGGUAAUUAGUAAUGGCACCGAACAAAGGGUUGAUAUGCUUAUCCCAUCAUCUCAAACAGAGCCCAGUUGUUUGUGUGAUUUUGAUGAAAAUAAUUGUUGUGGUAUGCAUCCAUCAAUGGGGGAUGGUCUGACAGUACUUCUUUUUGCCCUGCCUCAAGAUACCUGGUUGGGCCUUAAAGAGGAGAAGCUACAGGCACAGAUGAAAGGUCUUACAUCGGUUGACAGUCUCCCGACUUUGCUUCGGGAGGAGGUGACAUCUGGUUCCUCUCUUUUUUUGUUUCCCUCAAAUUCUUUGUAUUUCCUUUUAUGUCUUGAUUUUAUCCAUUUUUCUUUUAAUCAUUUUCCAAUGUCUUGAGGUUUCAUCAUCAUUUUAAAUUUCUUCAACUUUAGAACAUAAUUGCCUAGAAAAAUUGGGGAUCAUGGUGCCAUGGUCUGUUUUCACAUUCUAGUGGAUUUGUUUUUAUUUUUAUUCUCAUCAGUUUUUCUUCUAGUAGGCUUACAAGUGAACAACUAUUUUGGCCGCUAAAGGCUGUUCAAAGAACCUAACAAAUAGUCUUUAGGCUUUUGGUUAAGAAUUCAAUUUUCAUCUUCAUACCUGUUUCACACUGGUUAAUCAAUUAUGACGGACCUUGUUGAUCUCUGACUCUCCUAUUCGUGACCAUGACAGGUUCUGCAUUUGCAAAUGCAGCUUCAUUUCCUCAAGGCUGAUCUCAAUGUCUCAUCCUCAUCUGCUUAAUUUUUGGUUAGACAAGCAGCGUGGUGAAGAAGAACACUGGACCGACUUCUUUAUUGGUUACGUCGGGAACUCCUGUAGUUGUGCAGUUAUUCUGCAAUUUAGAAUUUAACAUGCAAUUUAUAAAACUAUAUCUUGUUGGAAUUUGAAUAUUGAAUUUUUACCAAAA
Messenger RNA from Theobroma umbraticum, 2159 nucleotides. RefSeq names its product glutathione gamma-glutamylcysteinyltransferase 3-like. Gene Ontology annotation, molecular function: metal ion binding; glutathione gamma-glutamylcysteinyltransferase activity. Gene Ontology annotation, biological process: cellular detoxification of cadmium ion; phytochelatin biosynthetic process; detoxification of copper ion. Lineage: Eukaryota; Viridiplantae; Streptophyta; Magnoliopsida; Malvales; Malvaceae. The record is from RefSeq and is a predicted model, not a curated record.